Messenger RNA from Musca domestica (house fly), 10648 nucleotides. It is a transcript of the gene unc80, whose product is annotated as protein unc-80 homolog. Lineage: Eukaryota; Metazoa; Arthropoda; Insecta; Diptera; Muscidae. The coding region runs from base 183 to 10166 and encodes 3327 amino acids. Gene Ontology annotation, cellular component: cation channel complex; axon. The record is from RefSeq and is a predicted model, not a curated record. Gene Ontology annotation, molecular function: monoatomic cation channel activity. The transcript is spliced from 33 exons. Gene Ontology annotation, biological process: monoatomic cation homeostasis.
AGUUACAUCCGAAGCUUCGAACCGUUAAAAAGUAUUUUACUCUGCCAAUCAAAUCGGAAACCAGUUAACAAAAUAAUCAAAAUAUCCCUAAUUGAAAUCAUGCAAAUUAAUAUGACAAACAUCCGAGUUGGAAUCGAAAAGAUUUUCUAAAGUAAAUCACCAAAGUCUCAACAAGCAAAAACAUGGUCACCAAUACAUCAACAACGAAUAACAAUAAUCAUUCGAAUAAUAACGAUGAAUUCGAUAUCGAUCAGGAUGAUGGCUUACAGGAUUUGGGAUUACCCGUUUCGGUACAGACUUUCCUCUGGCAACAGAUUGCACCCUUCAUAAGGCCAAAGCUGGGAAAGCUGCAUGAGGCCAGUUGUAUGUUUUGUCAACAUGCACCGGGACACCAUGAAUCGAAGGGAGCAUGUAAGUCCUUUGAAAAAGUCGUUGUCCUGAAUAUACAAUUCGGUCUGUCACCUUCGCUGACCGAUGGCCUGGCUGCCAUACCACGUUGGCGUCUACUGCAGGCCGCCUUGCCACAUGUCAUGCAUUGUGUAUCGGCCUUGCUGCACAACCGGGUCAAGGACAUGCAAGCCAUAGGACAAAUUGAGACAACAUUGUUGUAUGCCAUGCAAUGGAUUUUACUCUAUGCCGCCGAGGAAUGUGCCGGUGAUGAAGGUGGUUUGGUUGGCGGCGGCGGUGGUGGCUUGGUCACCGAUGGUGAUCACAAGGGCAAGUCAAUGGAACAAUAUUUAUUUUCUGUACCCACAAUUACGCUCUUUGUCUAUCUCUUUGCCCCCAUAAUCCAUCAUUUGAAAGAAUCGGAUUUCCAAAAUUGCCGCUUGGAAAAUGGCAUAAAAUUGUGGCAAGGCAUGUGGGAUAAUCGUGCCCCAGGAGCUCCCUGCUUCACUGCUCCGGUGAAGCCAAAAGCACGCAAUUUGUUGUGUGCUCCCACACCGAAAGGAUCAACAGAUGUUUUUACCGGACGCAAACAAUCCCUAAGCGUUGAUGCCAUGUCGCCCAAGGCGGAUUCACCACAAAGUGCCGGCUCCGAUCACACUACACGGCAAGAUGAAGAGAGCUCUUGGGUGUCAUCGCCCAAGGAAUUUUUCCCCGAAACCAUACCCGAAGAAGCAUCCAGUGUUGAAGAUGAACGUGUUGUUAUUUUUCGUUUACCUUCUGCUUCCCAUUUAAUGGACAAUUCAUUUUUUACUGCCGAUGCUAGCCUGCUGACACAACAACAGCCGCAAAGUCGUCGUGGUAGCCGCCAGUCGAUACACUCAAGGGAUAAGGAUAAGCCAUCGACGAAAUUUGAAUUUGAUCAACAGGAGUUGAUGCGUGGAGCUUCGAUGAAGGAAAAACGCAGCGCCUCAAUGGAAAGGGAAACGGAAUCGGAUAAAUCGGAGAGUGUUAAUGCUGAUGUAUCCGCAGCCACCUUUUUGGAUGUGGGCGUAAUGCGUUGUCUAUUUAUAUCACACUGGCAGGAGGAGGGCAUAUUUUGGAGUUUGCAAUAUUUGUAUAAUAGAUUAAGUGAAAUUGGCGAAGAAGCUGCCAUAUCCAUAAAUCAGCCACGAAAACGAUCCAAUUCCUUGCCAAUACCACAUAUCGAAAUUUCUCUUUAUCAAGGACCGAAUAGUAAUAAUCGUGAUAGUCCCGGAAGUUCCAUAAACAAGGAUUAUAUUGAGAUACCAGAACCAUCUAUUACAGCAUGUUUGGCAGAAGAAGCAUCACCCACAGCUGAGCGACGCGGCAGUGAGAAAAAGAAACGUGUCAAAAUGUCCGAUCUGCGAGCCUUCGUCGAAACGAAAAUGUUUUCGAAAUCGGAAAAGAAUUUGGAAAAAGUAGGCCUAGAUACUGGUUCAGCCAAUGGCAAGAGACCACUGCAACAUGCAGAAUAUCAUCGCAGUUUGGAUACCGGAGAAAAGAAGCUUUCGCGUUCGGCAUCCAUGAUAUCAAGAGAGCCAGCUAGUAACUUGAUCAAAGGAAAAUCAAUGCCAAGUUUGAGCUGUCUACUCGAUAGCGGAUAUGUUGAACCACCUAAAGUUAUCAGGUCAUCACAGUCUUCGGGUCAGAGGACGACAUUUUAUCCGCGGAAUCCCAUAAUUACCGUAACGGAACAUACACCCACACCCUCACCGGAUUAUAUGAAGAGACAGGGUUCAAUUGAUUCCCAAUUGGAUGCAUUGAGCAGUGGUGGUAGCAUUGGCGGUGGUAUGGCCGGAGCCAAUGGUUAUAACGGCAGUAUGGCUGGCUUGUCCAGCAGUAAUGUGGCGGGUUCACGUUUUCGUGGUCACAUGUUACGUUCCAAUACCGAUUCUCACAUUGAUUACACCGGUGUGGACGAAUCCGAAGCACCCGGAUCGUCAUUUUAUAUUACCCGUGAUGGUGGCAUAGAUUAUGAAAUUGUUUUACUGGCCGUAUUGAAUGUCUUCAAGAGGGAUCUUACCGUAGUGUCGCUGAGAGUAUUGGAAUCUGGUCUAAAUAUUUGUGAACUUUUAUUGGAAAUGGGUGUUUUGAAAUUGGGUGAACAUGCCCAUGAAAUUUCAAUGGGAAUCAUAAGAAGAGCCCUUCAAGUUCUCGGCUGUCCAAAUGGUUGCAAUGAUGGUGUCCGUGGACCUCCCGCUGAUUUCCUUCGCAGCCAAUGCCAAAAGAUUCUCUCACGUCUUCUUCGGCAUGCCAGUCAACGAACGAAGAAGUAUCUACAGGAAAUGGUGAAAAAUUCCGGUCUCAAAGAAUUGGUGGACUUUUUCCAUGCUUUUUGUGCAUUUUGUGUGGAUCCAAGUUCAUUGUUAUCGCCGCUAACUCAUAAACGCACGAGUGCCUUUAAAAAUCUUAACACCGAUCUUGGCAAUGGUGUAUCCUCAUCAGGCGGUCAAGGUGGAUAUUCGACAAAUUUUAGUGGCGGCCUAAGCGGCGGACCAGAGGCUCAAGUUAUUGCCGCAGUUUUUAAGCCAGUGGUGACAAGAUUUGUUAAUGCUUCCAAGGAAUUGAAAUCGGUGGAAAACACCAGCUUGUAUAGCGAUGUCCGGCAGUUUAUAACCUAUGUCAAGGGGGCACAUGGCGGACCAUUCCGUUUGGUGGCCCUUAGUGGUAUUUUGGCAGUAACGCCGAGGCCACACAAGAAGGGACCUGCUUCACAAACAACAAGAGUUAUAAGACACAUACCCCAAGCCGAUGUGGCUCAAAGUGUCCAAAAUGAUGAUAACCGUUCUCAAAGACGUCUUCUGCUCAAAAAGAGAAGCACAUCCUCGGCAUGUGCUGUGAGUCUUCUAGAAACCGAACCUUGUGACGAGCACUACAAAACCAGUCAAUCCCCCUUGAGCAAUUUCCGACGGCGUACCACGGGUAUAAGACCAACCCUAACACCACGUCACAGUGAGCGACAAUUACUCUCAGACUCGACUUCAAGUUCGGAGAGAAAUUCUCUUGGUCGCUUGAGUGGUUUGGUGCGUUGGUUCAAGGGGACCCCCAAAGAAGCGUCUUCCAUCGAUUUGGAAAUUGGGUCGCUUAAUCCUGAAAUGUCCACCACAUUUGUCAGACAUCCAUCGCUGAAAAUCCAAAGAGGGCGAUCCAGCGAUGGCAUCGGCCGUUCCAUACAGAGAGCUAAGAGAAGAGUUGAACGAAGGCUAAAUCGUUUCGGUGGUAUUGUUAAGGGUAAAAAGAAACAGGGCGGCAUAGAAGAAACAGCCGAUUAUAGUAGACGAAGUUCAUCAGAUAUGUGUGAUGGGCCAAGGGAAUCCGAAGUGGUGGUGUUGAAGGAACGUAAAUUAAUACCUUUAGAACCGGUUAGGAUUGGUAUGUUGCGUUUGUCUUUUCUUUUGGAAACCUGUGCUCCCGGUUCAUUUCCCGAUCCUCAGUUGGUGGCUGCGGUCUUGGAUUUGCCCCAAGCUCCCUUGGUAACCCGGGCAACUUUUCUCUUGGAAUGUGCCCAUUUUGUCCAUUUGUGCAAUAAGGGUCAAUGGCCUACUUGGAUGAAACAAAACGUGGCAGGUUACCGCCCAUCGGGCGCCAAUAUCAAUGCCAGUCAAAUAAAACAACAAAUGGGUACCACAAGUUCGCGGCGCACACACAUAUUACAAAGAGCUGCUGGCAAAAUGUUCCACCAGUGGGCUGAGAUGUUGGGAGCUCGUUUAGAGGAGAUACUUUUCACCGAACGUCUACAGUAUGAAAAUGUCAAUGCCAGCCUUACCGACCCCGAUAAGCAGCGGGAACUUCUGCAACAAGACGAAGAGGAGGAUUUCCUUGAUGAGGCCUCAGUGAAUCCACAUGGCAAUGAUUGUCCACACGCUCUGAAAUUGAUUGCAUGCGUUCUGCUCUUUGAAAUUACCGCCUUUUUGCGGGAUAUUUAUGUUACGCUGCCGAAGACCUCGAAACUGUUGCACAAAGAUAAACCAGCUCCCUGGGAAAAGGUAUACCGUGAAGCAAAUCGUCGUUGGUCAAUGGCUUUAAGUUCUAUGGGUCAUUCGCAGACAUCGGCUCAGAGUCUACAAUCGAUUGCGGCCGGCAAUGAUGCAACUGGAGGACAAACGGAGAGGAAAAUAUCAUUUGUGCUACAUGAGCCGGAUAAUGAAUCGGAGAAUAGCAGCAACACGACAUUGACCAAAGAGGGAGAGGAAGCCCGUCGUCCUCCUGCCUCUGCCGUUAGACCAUUCCUGUUGCGACGAGGCACCGCCACCACAACGGGUGGAUCUUUUAAAAGACGUUCUUUGAAAUUAAGACGCAAUACCAAAGAUGGCAAAGAUAUGGAAACUGAUUUUAAACGCGUUGAUUCCAUUCAAGCCAAACGUAAAGUAUCAUCUCUAUCGGAUCGCAGUGAUACAUCCGAGCAGGGUAUUGCCAGUGGUGGUGAAGAUGAUCAUGGUUCACCGGGCAUCUUAAGUGAUGAUCAACAACCAGAAUCGCCCACCGAUUCGAAUGAAACUGAUGAAACAGCUAAAAAUAUGCCCUGGUUAAAGGCUGUAAUCGAUUUAAUCAGCAGCUAUAAUUUCUAUUGUCAGCACAAAGGCUAUUGUCAUCCAUAUUGUUAUAAGAGGCAUAUGCGAGCCUGCACGCGGUUGGUGAAAGCGACAAGGAGGGUUUAUGGUGAAGAAUUCGGUUUUACAUUUGAUUCGGAUCAUCCAAACUUGGAGCCCACAGUUAUUUCUUCAUCUAAAGUCCAUCAGCAGCAACGUCCUCGAUCGGCUCGUAAAGUCUCGGAACAAAGUUCGACACAGACAUCACCAUCGAAACGUAAAGACAGCCUAUCGCGUAAAGAUCGCAUCAGUGAUGAUCCGGAUUUGGAAAUGGCUGAAAAGUUGGCUAAAGCUUUUCGCCAAGAACGCGAAAAAAAAGAACAGGAAGAACCACCGAUAUUGAAAUUUAUACGUUUUCAUAUACGCAGCCUCUUUCAUUAUCCCUUUGCAACAAUGCUCAAAGGUGCAGUGAUCUUAACCGAAGAAAUGGUAAUUGAAGCAAUGCCCGCCGCAUGGGAACUGCUGUUGGAAACCAAUCAAGAUACAGCAUCGGCAUCGGCUGCAGUUUUCCUAAUGGGUUCGGUUAAGGCACAAAACUAUGCCUUUGACAUUAUGCAAAGGGCUUUGAAGAACAAGGACCCGGAUGUUAGAAUUGGGGCCAUACAAAGAUAUUUGAUUUUGUGGAAGAACCGUUUUCAUGUUUGGCCACGCAUGGAAGAAAAUGCUCACGACGUGACCUUCAAGGUACCACCAGGUGGCAUUGAAUUUACACUGCCCUCGCCAAAAAUUGGCAUUGAAAGUUUGCCAGUUGUGGAUCCGCCAUGGAUGCCGGUACAGCAAACCAAAGAUAUGGAUGUUACUUUGAAUCAGGAUCGUCAUGUGGGAUAUAAAGUUACGGCAACCAAGAGUCGUAAAAUGCAACAAACAGAAGCCAUACGUAACGCCUUGCGCCAACAACGCGACAAACAACGUGCCGAACGUCACAGUUUUUUAAUUACCACCAUACCCGUUAGCCAACAGGCUUCCCAUGAACCUGGUAUGGAACAUGAAGAUCAUGAAGGUGAAGAGGAAAUCGAUGGAACACGCAUGUCCUCACAUUUACAUCAUUCCCAUUCACUGUUUCCAUCGGUUCUGUGCUCUUCUGUUAUGCAAAUUGUUGGCUGUCUGGAUGAUGCUGCCAUCGGUUCAGAUGGCAAUGCAGUUUAUGAGGUAGCCUAUCAGGUGAUUUGGGUAUGCCUGGUUGAAGAGUCGGCCCUCUUCUUGCGCUAUGUAUUUGAACGCCUAACACGCGAUCGCCAAGAUCAAAUGUUUAAAUUAUUACGUCACUUGAUACGUUUUGUUCCACGUCUACCCCAGCAGGCUGCCUUUGCUUUGUACAACUCCAUUAUUGGUUAUAUUAUGUUCUAUGUUCGAUCAUCCAAUGACCUUAAACAGGAGCUUGUCGGCUCGGCGUUAUCCAUUUUAUGGAUGGUUGUCCACAGUGUUCACGGCAUUAUGUUCAAGGACUUGAAACAGAUUCUCCGUAAGGAACAAUGUGAUGCAUCGAUUCUCUUAACUGCCAAUGUGCCGGCUGCUAAGAAAAUCGUUGUCCAUGGCCCAACGGAUGAUGAUUGCAAUAUACCCUCCCAGUUUCCCGUGCAGGAAGAUACGCUUUUCUGUCAAUUGCUAAAAGAAGCUUUGGACUAUUAUCCAGUGGAUGAGAAGAACGUAGAUAAUUAUUGUUUGGUGGACUAUAAGAGCAAUAAAAUACUAAAUCCAAAUUGGUAUAUACGUGACUUGUACUUCUUUAAACGAUCACAGUAUCCUGAGGUUCGUUUAGUCCUGCUCAAACCGGACGAAUCAUUUUUGGCCUUACAAAAACAAGAGUUGACCAAGAAAUUUGUCGAAAUUGGCAAAGUGCAUCUAACUUGGGCCAUUCUAAAGAAUGUCGAUAUGGUUGUUCAGCGUGUCGUCUUCUUACACGAAGAACUCAUGAAGUUGCCAUCAUUUCCACGUAAAGCUUUGGAAGUGGAUUUGGAUUUACAUCAAAGUGGUGAAUAUGGCAAAGUGCUGUUGGGUUUAGAUGUCCUGCAUAAAUUUAUGUGGGUGCGUCUAAUUGCGCGAAUGUUUGAAGCCAUGGCUGGCAAUUUUGCGUAUUCAGCCGAUAUUCAAUUAUUUUUGAAUGUGUUGUCGGGAGCGGCUUUCUUGCAUGCGGAGGAUUCCUGCAUUAUGCGUUAUGUUAUGGCUACCUACAUCAACGCUGCCUUUAACUUCAAGAAUAUUUUCUCGACAAAUGGGUAUUUUAUGAUAAUGCCGACACUGCUACAAAUUUAUUCUCUGCAUCAGACAAAUAAACUUAUUACUACAACCAUUGAAUAUGCGGUGAAACAGUUCUAUUUAUUGAAUCGCAAACCAUUUAUUUUGCAAAUGUUUGGUUCGGUAUCAGCUAUUUUGGAUACCGACGAGGAUGGCCCCAAUGGUUAUGCCCAUAAGGUCCAAUCCAGUUGCCUCUUCAACUUAUUGCUGAGUUUGGAAGAUCCUUCGCCAGAUCCCUUGAAUAUUGCUGAAUUGGUUAAGGAACCAAAACCCUUAAAGGCCAUUGAUUUUUGUUAUCACGAUGAAGAUGGCGAUGUUACUGUUUUGGAUUGCAUUACUCUAUGUGUAAUGGUGGUUUCCUAUUCGGCAGAGAGCACGAGAGGCUAUCAAAUGUUGAUAAUUUUGGAAGCCAUUUUACCCUGCUAUCUCCAACAAAUCCAAUCGCCCAGCUACAUCCCUUUACAAGGAAAGUCAGAACGUGAUAUUAUUUUACAGCUGGCAGUGGCCAUACGCACUAUGGUCCACAACUGUGAAGGUUUAGCAAAAAGCUACAAUGGGCCUUAUCGCAACAGUCCCGAUCACAAGGGUUCAUCGCAACGCAACUACAGUCGGGGACCACCCUAUUCCCCUGGACUAGACUUUGAAGAAGAAUCUCAUUCGAAAUACAUCAAUGAUCCACGUACGAAAAAUACAUUCGAUUGCGGGGAGGAUUCAAAAAAGAUUAGGAACGAAUAUCGCAGACCCAGAGAUGUUUUACUUUCGGUGGUGGGAGAUUUUCUAAGCAAAGCCACAACACGCCUGCAAGAACUCUCCAAGAAAAUGCCCAAAGACGAUAAUAAAUCGACCGAAGUUUUAGAUGCCAAAUGUCACAUACGGUUGGCCGACAUUGCUCAUUCUUUGCUCAAAGUAUCUCCCUAUGAUCCCGAAUCAAUGGCCUGUCGGGGUUUGCAACGUUAUAUGCAGGCUGUAUUGCCUCGAGCUGAAUGGUCUAAUGAUACACUGCGCAAUGCUUUAGUUACCAUCUUGAGACGUGUCGAUAAAGUGUUUUUGAAAAUCUCUAAGAAACCUUCCAUAAGACGUAGCACGGAUUGGGAUGCAGCCGCAGGUCUACUCAAAGGUAUUCACGAAACCAUUGUGCGCCAUCCCUAUGUCUUGCAUUGGCAACAAAUGAAAACCUUAAUAAGCACCGUACAAAAUCUCAUUGUUAAUGAACCCGGUUCCUCGGUUCCGGAAGGUAUAUCAAGCGCCGGGGCUGCCCUUAUGUCUCAGAAUCCCCCGGCCUCCAUCUGUUCGACGGUAGUGCGUUUGGUGGCUCUCCAGGUGGUAAGUCCUGUCGAUUGUUUUUCUCUUGUGCAAAUAUGUGGCGGUAGUGCAGAAUUUGCCACCCAGGAGAAGGCCGAAGGAUAUCUAAUGCAUUUAAUAAUGCCUCUGUGCUUGAAAGUCUGUUCCGGAAGCGGGGUUUCCGAUGUGGGUGAGCUAAAAAUGACCGAUGUUAGUUAUUUGUUAACUGCCGUGCUCAAUGCCAUGAGUCCACCAGCGGGACGCACCGGUCAAGCGGUUUCACAAAUCAAUCGAGUUGGGGGUGACUUGAGAACGGGAUCUUUAACAUUUACUGGCAGUCGGGAUGCCAAAAGACCGGCAAGAAUUGCAGGUUCUUUGUACCAGGCAGCAUUUUUGGCCCUGAGAAUUGUAUGUAUAUGCUUUGAGAGUCGUUUGUCCACCGAAUGGCCAAGAAUUGUGAGAGUAAUGCGGGAUUUGGGGCGAAGAAAUGAAGCUGCACCGGACCUGUGGAGUUUCUUGUUAUUUGUUGUGACUCACAGGACACCACUUUACAUAGUUUUGUUGCCCUUUAUUUUGCACAAGAUCUCCCAGCCGCCAAUUGGAGACCAUGAACGACACAUGCAGUUUAUUAUCCGUGAAAGAUUAAGAGGAACUCCUCCUCAAGGUGGCAUAAAAUCCAAGGGAGCCUUACUCUUAGAACUGGCCCGAGACAUGAGGGAGCUAAGAAAGGAAUUGGAAGAAAAUCGUGACAAUCGUGAGAGUUCCGACCAAAAGAAGAGCGAUACCCCGGCAGCCACAAGCGGUACAGAUGCACAUAAUAAAUCCCAACAACGACCUUCUUUAAUUUCAAUUUUCACUGGUACCACUACAGGGCAAGCAACUCACUCACAUGUUUCGGCUGCACCUAUUGAUUCUCGCAGCGGUUCAGGUGGCAUCUGUACACCCAGUGAUACACUGUCCCAACAAACGCUACAUCCCCCCCGAGAAUCACUUUCUAGCAGUUCAACGGGCAAAGAUCAUCACACGACCAGCGAAAGUCACAGUGGUGGUGACCAAGCAAUUGGUUCAGCUCCUACUCUUAUUGGUGCUGGUGGUGCAUCCGGUUCGGGAGCUGCUUCUAGUCAAGGCACCAGUUCCGCCACAAUUGCCACAGCUCUUCCAUCUGGGGUAACAUCGCAAUUAUCUCACUCACAAAGUCUACAACAGGCACCGUUCAAGGCCCAACCACCGAAACUGCGUUUUGUGUCAUCCGUUGAAUUUAGACAUUCCUCGGGCGAAACAUCCACCACACCACUGUCGCCAGAAAGUCCAGCCGAAGAUAGUUCAGGUGAUCAUACACGAUCACGGCUGCAAAGAACUAAAGCAGCCAGUCGUAAAACAUUCCGCUUGAAACGUAGUCGUUUAACACCCAUGGAACCGCCUAGUAUUGUUACUGCUUUGUCCCAGGAAGAACAUCCCAAACCGAUAGGAGAAAUAUCUUGGGAUUCUGUAUCACAGACAUCUUCCACGUCCGGUUAUCGUGAUACGAAUAGUUUACAAACCGGUUUGCUCUCACCCGAUGGAUCUUUGGGUGGUUUGACAUUGGGACGCUCGCCUUCUCAGCAUUCUCUUUUAAUGGUAUAUGAAGGUCAAGAUGAGGAUACACUCAUAUAACAAUCACAGAUUGAUGGUGCUGAUGUAACCGAAGGACGGCGUCAUGUCUAGACUUGUUUUUGUUAGUUUAGUACAGUUGUUUAUUGAGAGCAAGUUUAGCUGGGUUUUGUAUUUAACAAUGGAAUGUAACGAGUGUUCUUAGGACAUCCAUUAACCAAGUUUUUUGCACAACGGACAAAAAGAAAAUAUAAAAGUCUCUUACUUUUAAAUGUCUUUCCAUAUUGCUAUUACUUUUAUGUAAUAAAUAAUGGCUAUUACUUUUUAGAUAUGAAUAAUGGCAGAACGUACUUUGUCCUUUAGUAACGGAAGGCAAAACUUCCAAACAGUCAAAAACAACGUAUUGGCAUUUAAUGUUACAAAAUAUCUUUUUACUACAAACCGUAUUUUCUACUAUACAAAAUAUAUUUAUAUAUGUAUGUUGUUUAUUGAAAUACAUAUGUGGCCAAAAAAAAUAAAGGAAAAAUCGAAAUGUGUCAAAUUAA